Molecule: messenger RNA, 5102 nt
Organism: Thunnus maccoyii (southern bluefin tuna)
Lineage: Eukaryota; Metazoa; Chordata; Actinopteri; Scombriformes; Scombridae
Gene: col6a1
Product: collagen, type VI, alpha 1
Exons: 35
Coding region: 390-3425 (1011 amino acids)
Source: RefSeq, a predicted model, not a curated record
CCCAUACCUAAACCAAACCAAGUGGGGGUGUCAUGUAGUAAAGUGGGUGUGUCGUGUAGAUACAGCGAGUCCGCAAAUAGAUCCACUUGGACUAUGUGGGGUAUUGUGUAAACUUUUGGUCCAUGCGCGUUCUGGUCUAUUCCUACUCCUCUGAGGAAGCGCGUGAACUCUUCCUCCUCCCUCCCCUCCUCACCAAGCGCUCUGGUCCUCCUCUGCGCGCUCUGGGUCUCGCCUCGGACAAAUUGCGGCGGAGUGGUGGAUCACCAAAAGUUCGCAGAAUUGGUGUAGAGGAACCCAGCUUUGGGUCGGGGUGUUUGGGUGUUUGUUUUUCUGAGGAACAGGGUGUUGUGAUAUUUUUGUCAGUUUUGUAGUUUUGCCGCAGUUCCACCAUGGAGACUCUCAUAAGUCUCUUUACGCUGCUGUGCGUCCUGGCUGGAGCGCAAACGCAGACCCAAAGAAUCGUGUCUUGGGACUGUCCUGUUGACCUUUUCUUCGUACUGGAUACAUCUGAGAGUGUGGCCCUCAGACAGAAACCUCCCCAAUUUUACAUCGACCAGAUCCAAACUUUCACCAAAGACUUCAUAGAUCAAAUGACAAAGAAGCCAAACCAAUGUGACCGUGAGGUGACGUGGAGUGCAGGAGCACUGCACUACAGUGACGAAGUGAUCCUGGUGCGAGGGCUGAGUGACCUGGAGAAAGAGCGCGAGGAUCUGAAAAGAGCCAUUGAUAGUAUCAAUUACAUCGGCAAGGGUACAUACACCGACUGUGCCAUCAAGAGGGGCAUUGGCGAGCUGCUCACUGGAGGUUCCCAAUACCCUCAGAACAAGUACAUCGUGGUCGUGACUGAUGGUCAUCCUGUGACCGGUUACAAGGAGCCAUGUGGAGGCUUGCAGGAGGCUGCAAAUGAAGCCAAGCAGUUUGGAGUGAAAGUGUUUGCUGUCGCCAUCUCACCUGACCAGGAGGAAACCAGACUGUCAAUUAUUGCCACCGACCAGACCUACAGACGGAAAUUCACUGCCGCAGACAACCGCACACUACCUUCCAACAAGAUGGAAACCAUUCAAACCAUCAUUGAGAUGAUCAAAAACGAGACAGACGAUGUGUGCUGCUCUUAUGAAUGUACUGCUCCAGAUGGGUCUAAAGGAGGCGACGGAAACCCUGGCUCUAAGGGAGAAUCAGGUAGACCAGGGAUGCCGGGAGAAAAAGGAGAUAUUGGUGCGAAGGGCAGCCUUGGAGAUCCUGGUCCUGUUGGUUACAGUGGAAUGAAGGGAGACCGUGGUACCAGAGGAGGAAAGGGUGAAAGAGGACACAAAGGCUACAAGGGAGACAAAGGUGAAAGAGGAAAUGAUGGAACUGAUGGAAGUAAGGGUGAAGCUGGUUACCCUGGGCUUCCCGGCUGUAAAGGUUCUCCUGGAUCAGAUGGUCAACAGGGAGAGCCAGGACCAAAGGGAGAUGCUGGUCCUUAUGGACAGAAAGGAGCAAAAGGAGAUACUGGAAGAGACGGCGAACCAGGAAGGCCUGGAAAAUAUGGGCAGCUGGGACCUCAGGGUGAUCCGGGUCCUCGUGGAGCCAAUGGGGACAAAGGAGAGCGCGGUGAUGAUGGUUUACCAGGACCAGAUGGAAGUCGUGGAGAGAGAGGAGUAGUUGGAGAGAAGGGGGAGCAGGGUUCCCGUGGGAACAGAGGACCAAGAGGAGACCCGGGGGAGCCAGGACCCCGUGGAGAGCAGGGGAGGGAGGGCUCAGCUGGCCCCAACGGAGACCCUGGCGCGCCUGGCAGGGAUGGGCCUCCCGGCUACAGAGGAGAUGAAGGCUCACCUGGACCAGAGGGACCCAAAGGAGCGAGAGGAAUCAAAGGAGCUCCGGGAGACAGAGGCCAGAUGGGGGAGCGGGGAGAAGAUGGUGUCCCAGGAAACGGCACAGCAGGUUGCCCUGGUUUCCAGGGUUACCCUGGGGCCCGUGGAGACCCUGGUGAGCCGGGUGGAAAGGGAACCCCUGGACCCAAAGGAGAUGACGGAGAGCCCGGCGAGCCAGGCCCCGAUAACAGGGAACCAGGGAAUCCAGGAGCUAAGGGGGCCAAAGGUCACAGAGGACCCGAGGGCAGACCGGGACCUCCAGGGCCUCAUGGACCAACAGGACCUGAUGACUGUGAAAUUCUGGAUAUCAUCAUGAAGCUCUGCUCUUGUUGUGAGUGUAAAUGUGCACCUGUGGACCUGGCAUUUGUCGUGGACAGCUCAGAGAGUAUUGGCGCCACAAACUUUGCUCUUGCCAAAGACUUUAUCAUUACUGUCAUAGACAGACUGAUUAAAGACCAGCAGCUCAAGUUCGCAGUUGGUGACUCAGGACUGAGUGUAGUCCAGUACAGUGGAGAUAAAACCCAAGAGUACGUCAAGCUGGGCGUCAACGGUGGUACCCUCACCGACUUUAAACAGGCAGUGAGAGACUUGCGCUGGCUGGCUGAGGCCACGUAUACAGGCCAGGCCCUUGAUUAUACUCUGAGAAACACAAUCAGUGGAAUGAGGCAAGAAAACCGAGUUGUUCUUGUUCUCACCGAUGGACGCUCCGAUAUUUCCAGGGAUGACACUCCCCUCGACGUACUCUGUGGUAAAGACGUCCGAGUGGGCGGUUUAGGAGUGAGGGACUACUCAGGCCGUCAACCCAACAAAGAGCAGAUUGAUGACAUGGUGUGUAAGAGUGACCAAAGGAAACCAGGCUUUUCCUUUGUCCUGGACAACUUUGCUGAGCUGCUAGAGGACUCUUUCCUACAGAACCUCACAUCCAGAAUCUGUGAAGAUAAGAGGUGCCCAGACUACAAAUGUCCCAUCUCCUUCAGUCAAAGUAGCGACAUUCUGGUGAUGAUGGACAGCUCAGCCAGUGUGGGCCAGAAGAACUUUGAGAUGAGCAAGACCUUUGUCCGCCGUUUGGCCGAUCGUUUCCUGACUGCUAAAAUGGACAGGGGUGUCAAAGUCAGAAUGGCUGUGGGCCAGUACAGCCGCAAAGCCAAUAUAGAGCAGGAACUGACUAGCAAUUAUACCAUGCUGUCUCAUCGAAUUGAACAGGCAAUCUUCCAAAAUGACGGCACUAAUGUGUUACAGGCCAUGGAAUUUGCCAUUGGUAAAUUGCCAAACCGUGGAGACGCAUCAGGAGGCAAGAAGAAGCUGGUGCUGUUCUCUGACGGCAGGUCGCAGGAUGUCACAGAGGCCAAGCUGGUGGAAGCCAUCAGUAAGUUAGUGAAUGCCGAGUUGGAGCUCUUUGUUGUCAGUGUUGGCAGCCAAGUCAAUGAGGCCAACCUGCACACACUAGCGAGCAGGGGACGGCGGGAUGACGACACCUAUGCCGCACGCCACCGGUUCCAUGUCCCAGACUACCCCUCUCUGCUCCGCGGGGUCUUCUACCAAACCGUCUCCCGAAGGGUAUCCAUGUCCUGAACGCAGGGCCCCAAAUAAUAGGAUGAACACGCUUUAGAUUUUUAGUCCCGUUAUGAAUAUUCAGUCUCACUCAUUUACCAUACACUGCAUUUGAGUACUUUUUUGUAAAGAAAUGUCACAAAACGACAAAUGAUUGUGUGGCAGGCAAAAGGAAAUGUCUUCAUGAAAUAACCAUGGGACAUUUCUACCCUGAGUUGAGCCUCAAAGGCAGACCAUCUCAAGCUGUGUGCGCUGGGAUCAUUAGACCAUAAUCCAAAUGAUGGUGCUAAUCUAUCCCAUUUUAGAGUUUUAAAAGUUGUAACAGAACUAAAUCUGAAGGAACAGCUGCCUGGGAAGCAAAAUUCAGGGUAAAUUCAUCCCACAGUAAGAGUACCUGCUCCGGUUCUUAAGAGCCAUCAGUAAUGGCUACAUAUAAACUUACUUCUAGCUUUCAACUGCAUUGAGCUAAUUUCAACUCAGGUGUUCUGCAUUCCUGUAUCAGCUAGUCUGAACCAGUGCUUUGAUUCACUUCAACUAACCAGUGCGGGUUAAAAAUACUCAUCAAGGAUACACUCUCUUGUCUCUCAAGGACCGGAGCUCUCGCCCUUUGAAGAAUUUUAUUUAGUGUCUGAAGUGGACUUUUGUAGCUCUUACUACUCUUUUAAGUGGUGUCGGAUUCACAGAGUUUCAGGAAGGUCCACAUGAACAUGUCGAAUGAUCGAGUCAGGAAAAUCAGGAUUUAGGAUUAAAUUGUGGUAUGAUUCAUUCAUACCAGCAAUGCCUGACCUAUCAAAAUUUUACACAAUAAAAACAUAAGUGAACCAGCCACAGCUGUGAAUUGAAAACAUACACAUUCUUUGGCGAUUGGUUGGUGUACCUAAAUGAAUAGACGGCUGGCUCAUGACUGGCUUUUAUGGAUAAUCAUUGUUUUAAAUUGCAAACAUGUACCUUGCAAAUUGCAAAGUCAGUUUGCAAAAUCGUGACAUAUACCUGAACUGGAGAAAACUCCAACCCGACAUCACUUGAAAGCUCUAUUGGAUCACCAAACCAACAGGGAAAACAGGACAUGACUUCAGGCAGACUCUCAAAACAAAACCCGUCAGCAUUUCACCUGGUACUAAUGAGGACAGGACAGCUGGACUCAACAUGUAUGAUUCUGUCCGAGCAUGUGUGUGUGUAUACAUGGGCCUGUGCUUGAUGUGACCGACAUUUACAUGUAUAUGGAGGUGAUUUUUUAUGUGUAGCCUUGGACAUUUGUUCCAUAAACAGUUCUGCUGGGGUCACUGGUUCAAAUGACAGAAUGACAGAAACCUGUUCUUUAUUGUCUGCGCACACCACAGACACGUCUGUCAAACACACACAUACACACAUCUUUGUUCUUCCUCAGUGAGGUAGGAAAACAUCUGUCAUAGUUGAAGGCUGGAAAAAAUAAAACCUAAUGGGACUUAUGCCAUGAGUCCCCCCACACCCACGGAAACAAACAAACACUGUUUAGAUCCCCAUAACUGUUAAACUCCACACCUUUGGUUUUGUUGUCUUCAGUCACCCAGAGUCGCUAUACUCUUGUUAUUAUCUGUGGUGCUUUUAGUCCCAGUGUAUCAGCCUCUACCCAUGUUGUUAAAGAAGAUAUUUUUACCUGAGGAUACACAACCUCAGUAGUGUUGUAAGAUCUCCCUCAAUAAAGGUUGCUACACCAAA